AUGAAGCUCAACGCCCAAACAGGUAAUCUCACAAUCCCGAUUCUCCCCUCCUUGACUGCCAAACUAACAACCCUCCACCAACCAGCCCUCUCCACUCCCUCAAUCCUCCUCGUCCCCUACACCCCCUCCCACGUCCCAACCUACCACACCUGGAUGCUCUCCCCUACUCUCCUCUCAGCCACCGCUUCCGAACCCCUCUCCCUCUCCGAAGAAUACGCCAUGCAGCAGAGCUGGCGUUCCGACGGGGAUAAAUUGACGUUCAUUAUUUGCUUACCUCUUCCGCCAUCGAGGCGCCCACCGGAGGAAGUCGUUGAGGCUGGGGUGGACGAUGCGCCGGAGAGGAUGGUUGGGGAUGUUAAUCUUUUCCUUACUGAGGAGGGUGAGGAUGAUGAGUCGGAUGUUGAUGGGAAGGGACGAAGAGUGGUGGGAGAGAUUGAACUCAUGAUUGCGAAUGAGAAGCAGCAGCGGAAGGGUUAUGGUCGUGCAGCGGUGCUUGUGUUUUUGGAGUAUAUUCUCACGCACUGGCGAGGAAUUGCAGAAGAGUAUCAGUCUAGUGUUCCAGCUGAGAAGCUGGCCGAGGAAGCCAACCUAGAAUUGGCAUUUCUUCGGGUCAAAGUGCAGCAGACGAAUGUGGGGAGUCUGAAAUUGUUCGAGGGAGUGGGUUUUCAAAAGAUAGCGGAGGAGGCGAAUUAUUUCGGGGAGGUGGAGAUGAGGUGGAGGCCGGAUUUGGAGGACCUGAGGCGUUUAAAGGGGUGGGAGGAUGGAAAGGAGAGGGCGUUUGUGGAGAAAUAUGGUGGAGAGCAGGAGACGUGA
This is a messenger RNA of Zymoseptoria tritici IPO323, 813 nucleotides long. RefSeq lists its product as uncharacterized. Gene Ontology annotation, biological process: protein acetylation. The record is from RefSeq and is a predicted model, not a curated record. Lineage: Eukaryota; Fungi; Ascomycota; Dothideomycetes; Mycosphaerellales; Mycosphaerellaceae. Gene Ontology annotation, molecular function: N-acetyltransferase activity. The transcript has a single exon. The coding region runs from base 1 to 813 and encodes 270 amino acids.